AUGCGGUCUUUCAAGCCUGAGGAUGAAUAUCCGAAGCUCCACUAUGCCAACUCCCACAAAAGCGUCGCCGAAAUUGUUGAAGAAGAGUUCGUUCCGGGAACCGUCCACCUCGUGGAUCUUGCCGGUAUAUUGAAUGUUAAGCAUAACGAUGGGGUAGGAGGCAAGAAAGAUGUGGUGCUUAUCCCACAGCCCAGUUCAAACCCCAAUGACCCGCUCUCAUGGUCUCGCCGAAAGAAGGAGUGGCAGUUCUGCUUACUCUGGAUCUGGGCCUUUUUGGAGGCGGCCUCGGUAAACUGGGCAGGGCCCGUUUGGGAAACUUGGACGAUCCAAUUCAAUUGUACCUUCUUUCAACUCAAUAUAUCGUCAGCGUCAUGCUUUCUCUUCUUGGGAUUGGGGUGUGUAUUUCUUCAACCCACCGCUAUGAAGUUGGGGCGCCGUUUCGUGUACCUCUGUGGGACAGUUUUGAUAAUUGUUGCCAAUAUUAUUGGGUCUCAGGCAAAUACGGUUCAGGUGUUGUACGCGGUGAAUAUCAUUUCGGGGAUCGCCGCUGCCCCUGUCGAUUCGUUGGUGCAGAUUUCCACUACUGACGUUUUCUUCCAGCAUGAAAGAGCCACCAGAUUAUCGCUUCUCACCUUUGCUCUUUACGCUGGCUCGUACUUGGGCCCAGUUGCGUGCGGGUACAUUGUCGAAAAACAGAGCUGGAGAUGGUGCUACUAUUACCAAAUCAUCUUCUUCGGUGUCAUCUUGGUGAUCCAGCUUUUCUGUAUGGAAGACACCACUUUCAACCGACCAACCACCGCUCUUGAAGAUGAGCAAGAGAUCUUACGCCAGGUGGUGAGUAGCAUCCAUGAGCUAUCCGUCGUAGGCGAGGAAACGGGAAUCGAUGAGAAGUUGGGGUCCAAGGUCCAUCAAGACGACGCAUCCUCUCCGGAUGAGGACGUAUCGGCAAAUAAGUCCCUUAAAAGAACUUACUGGCAAAGAAUGCACCUUAUUGAGAGGGAAUACACGGAUCCCCGUUCCUGGUUUGUCAUUUUCUACCGCCCUGUGCUCACCGCUUGCUUUCCCGCCAUUGUUUGGGGCGGGGUUGUGUAUGGGGUUCAGAUUAUGUGGCUUUCACUUCAAGCCACCACCCAAUCUCUUAUUUAUUCGGCUCCUCCUUUCAACUUCUCCACCUCAAAUGUUGGUAACACAAACUUCAGCUCGUUGAUCGGGGCUGGCUUUGGUAUGGUAUUUGGGGGCCAGUUCUGUGACUGGUUGACGGUGUAUUUGGCUCGUCGCAACAACGGUAUCAUGGAACCAGAGAUGCGUCUCUGGUGCAUGCUAGGACCAGCUUUUAUUAACUCGGCCGGUCUACUUCUCUACGGGUUGGGAGCGGCCUAUGGGGCCCAUUGGUUUGUGUCUGCUGGUUUGGGAAUGGCCUUUAUAGGCUUUGGGAUCGGCUCUGGGGGUGCGAUCACCUUGACGUACGCUAUCGAUUGCUACCCAGAUAUGGCAAGCGAAAGUUUGGUGUUUAUGUUGUUUGUGCGUAACAUGGUGGGGUGCGGUUUCACCUUUGCCAUUCAGCCUUGGUUGGAUCGUUGCGGUUUGAAGCUCACUACCUGGCUUAUGUUUAUGCUCUCUAUGGUUUUCAACCUCAGCUUUUUGAUCUUCACAAAGUGGGGGAAGCAGUUCAGAAGACAAACGAAGGAUAAGUAUAAGAAGUUUUCGAACCCCGAUUUCACUUGGUGA
Molecule: messenger RNA, 1728 nt
Organism: Babjeviella inositovora NRRL Y-12698
Lineage: Eukaryota; Fungi; Ascomycota; Pichiomycetes; Serinales
Exons: 1
Coding region: 1-1728 (575 amino acids)
Biological process (GO): transmembrane transport
Cellular component (GO): fungal-type vacuole
Molecular function (GO): transmembrane transporter activity
Source: RefSeq, a predicted model, not a curated record